This is a messenger RNA of Closterium sp. Naga37s-1, 2823 nucleotides long. Lineage: Eukaryota; Viridiplantae; Streptophyta; Zygnematophyceae; Desmidiales; Closteriaceae. The record is from the annotation of a GenBank genome assembly.
AUGGAGCUCGCAGCGGCUGUCGUUUUCUGCCGGCACAGCGGGGAAGUCACGCGGCGGAGAGGCAGCAGGGGGAACGCUUACUGGCGGCAGGUGUGGCGCGUGAUCCGGCGGGGGAAUCCCGGAUGGCGGCGCAUCCCGACGGCGAUGUCGCAGCAGCGGAAGCGCAUGAAAUGGCGAUACGACGCGGAGACGCUCGUCCCGCGGCGGAAGCGGCGGCGGCGGCGGGGGACGGGGCGGUGCCCCGCAAAUGGGACGACGGGCGCGGAGCAGCUGGCGUGGGGCGCGGAGCAGAGAGGUGGCGCGAGACAGCAGACGGGGGGCGCAGAGCAGCGGGCAGGGGGCGCUUUGGGACAGCAGGCGGAGAGCGCGGAACAGCAGGCAGGGAGCGCGGAGCAGCAGGCGGGGGCCUCGGUUCAGCAGCGGCAGGGAGGGUCUACUAACGCGGAUGAGCGGGCCAUAGCAGAGGAGAGCACAUUCGAGAGGAAUGGGUCGAAACCACCAGCAUGGUUUGAGUACAUUCGCAUGUUCUAUCGGACUGAGCUGCAGGCGAGGAAAGACGUUGCUCGGCGGCAGCAGCAGCUGCAGCAGCAGCAGCACCGACAGCGGCAGCAGCAGCAGCAGCAGCAGCAGCAGCAGCAGCAGCAGCAGCAGCAGCAGCAGCAGCAGCAGCAGCAGCAGCAGCAGCAGCAGCAACGGGGGCAGCAACAGCAUCAGGGACAGCAAGAGCAGCAGCACCAGCAGCCGCAGCAGCAGCAACAAAAGCAGCGGGGAAACACAGCAGCGCCGGCCACUGCCUCUCCCUUUGCACCUGCUGAGGGGCAACCCUCUGACUCGAGGCAACCCUCUGACUCGAGGCAACCCUCUGACAACUACCUGCAGUGCCUGCGCAACAAAGUCACCGCUGUUCCCACCUCUACAGACCCGAUAUUUGACUUCAGGCGAAAUUAUGGGGGAUUUGACAACAACCUUCUGCGCCUGCCCGGUAACAACAGGGUUACGCUUGCUGCCGGCGCUACAGCCCCCCUGCCUGCUACAAUUUCCUUGCCUGCUACAGCCUCCUUGCCUUCAACAGCCCCCCUGCAUGCUGCAGCCCCCUUUCCAGCUACUUCCCCCCUGCCUGCUACAUAUUUCCAGCCAGCAAGUUAUGAGCACGCAACAGCCCACAGGCAAGGGGCAGCAGCAGCAACGGGUGGUUUGACUGCUGGGGGAAUCUCACUACGUGGUAGGGCUGGUGGGAUGCAUGGGAGGGAGCAGCGGGAGCGGAAUGAGGUAAGAUCAUCAAGGAGAGGAACAGAGAGGUUCGCAGGAGGUAGAAAGGGUUCGAGUGCAGGGGUUUCGGGCAAGAGGUUAGGUGGGAGGUUGGGCGAGAGGUUGGGCAAGAGGUUGGGCGACAGGGUGGGUGAAAGAUUAACUGCUGCCAUGGGUGCGGCUGUGAGAAAUGCGUGCCUUCAGUUUGAUGAGCUCACUCGGGAGUUGUUAGCAGAUGCUUACUCGCAGUUUGAGGAGCUUUCACAGCGACUGGCAGAAGAUGCUUCUGCUCAGUUUGAGGAGAUCGCGAGAGAGCUAAUGGAGGAGUGUGCGACGGCUAGUGGUGUAACGGGGGCGAGCACUGUCGCAGAAGGCGGAGCUUCCCAGGACUGCCGCUUCCAGCCGCUGACGCUGCUGCCAGAGGAUCACGAGAACGGGGAGGCUUGUAACGAGUAUGACUACGCGGCGUGCGCGGAGGAGGACCUCGACGCGUACCUCGAGUCGCUUCCCAAGUCGAACCGCUGGACCGGACUGAAAGCGUCAUGCGCCGAGGCAACAUCCGCAUCGAGGAGCUUCGAGCUUCGUUUCGAAGCACUUCAUUUAUCCCUGGAGGCGUCGUGCGCGUGGCUGGACCAGGCCAACAUCCGCAUCGAGGAGCUCGACCUCACGCACGGGCUGCCAGAGCACCUCGUCCUGAACCAGCCACGUGCCCACCACGCGCCCGACACGCAUAACCCACACGCUACUGCUGGCGCUGCUGCUACUUCUGCUUCUACAGCUGCGUUCCCUCUGCCUCCUGCCGUCCCUUCCGCUUCUGCUGCUGCAGCCGCGACAGCAGGGGAUCUUCACCACAAGCUCUCGUCCCACUCCUCCUUCUCAGGUGUUUCCACCAACUCGCAGCAGCACAAGCACCACCCCACGCUCCGGUCCCUCUCAUCCUCUCUCCUUAACCACCUCGGGUUCUCCUCCCGCCCCCACUCUUCCCCCCGCUCCUCCCCCUCCCCCUCCGCCUCUGCCUCCGCCUCCGCCUCCCCUCUGAAGUCCCGCCAGGCGCCCAGACGCCAUAGCAAGGAGUUCGCGCUCAGGCCGAACCCGCAGCAGCAGAUUCACCACUCCCAGCUCACAUCUUCACCGCUCCCCAUCCCUCACCACCAUGCCUCUUCCUCCCCUGGUGUACCCCAUGGCCAGUCCUCCUCCUACUCCUCCUCUCCGGGUGCCCCCUUUGAUCCGAUUCACAACUCUUCCUCUUCCCCGGGCAUGCCCUUAGCCCCACUGCACCAAUCCUCGUCCUCUCCUAGACUGCCCCUGGCGCCCAUUCACCAGGCCUCAUUUCACCACUCUUCCUCCUCUCCCGGAAUGCUGGUUCAUCCCAGUGGCGUUCCCUUAACGAAAUUUGCUGUGCCAGAACACAGCGGGGUGCAGUAUCAACCGGGCGUUCUUUACAGUCACAUGGAUGGGGCCGAUCUGGGGGGCAGCAGUGGCAUCUACAGUGCGAAAUUCAUUGAUGCAGAGGAAGAGAGUGGCAUCUGGUUGCUCCUCUGGAAGAAGCUUCCUCUGAAGCCUCCUCCAACAUGA